Podarcis muralis (Common wall lizard) is the source of this 664-nucleotide messenger RNA. The record is from RefSeq and is a predicted model, not a curated record. NCBI's taxonomy places the organism in Eukaryota, Metazoa, Chordata, Lepidosauria, Squamata, Lacertidae.
AGAGCAUCACACUCACCUGCCAGACUCCUAUCAUCACAGCUGAAGCCAAGAACUUUUGAAUUCCAUCAUGACCACCCUGCGUAGAGCCAAUGCUAGAUUCGCCGUUAACCUUUUCAAAAAUCAGAUCAUUGAGGACCCACACGACAACCUCGUGGUCUCCCCUGUGAACCUCACCGCAGGCCUGGGCCUACUCGCUUAUGCAUCUGGCUGGGAACAAGCAGCUCAGAUCGAGAAGGUCCUGCAUUGGGAUGAAGUGAAAGAGGGUGACAAGCCCAGAAGCAGGAGCCUGGGACAGUCAACAACCAGACUAAGAAGGACCCAAGGUGCUGGUGGUGCCAAACCGAGACCCCGUCCUGAACCCAAACCUUGUGACAAGAGACGAGUCAUUCACCGCCCAGCUCCUUGCCCUGAGCCCGAGCCCGAGCCACGUUGUCCUAGACGCGAUGUUCCCUGCUAUGAGUGUGAGAAGCCUGAAGGAAUCCAUACGGCAUUCAGCAAAAUCCUUGCGACUCUUAAUGAGCCCAGCGCCAACUAUACCCUGAGCUUUGCCAACAAGCUCUAUGGAAACAAGGACAUUGCCUUCAUCCAGGCAACCAGAGAGAUCUACUAUGGUAAUGAUUAUCUGCUCAAUGAAAGUCUCCACGUGCAAAAUUUAGUGUUCUGA